Messenger RNA from Aspergillus caelatus, 1370 nucleotides. RefSeq names its product mitochondrial 54S ribosomal protein mL49. The record is from RefSeq and is a predicted model, not a curated record. Gene Ontology annotation, biological process: translation. NCBI's taxonomy places the organism in Eukaryota, Fungi, Ascomycota, Eurotiomycetes, Eurotiales, Aspergillaceae. The coding region runs from base 127 to 732 and encodes 201 amino acids. The transcript has 3 exons. Gene Ontology annotation, cellular component: ribosome; mitochondrial large ribosomal subunit. Gene Ontology annotation, molecular function: structural constituent of ribosome.
GCUGCUUGCCGCGUCGUGCUAUUCCCCUCAACGUUGGGUGAUUCGGUGUUGGGUUGCCUGCCUCGGAUUCAACGCCUUGGGAAUUUCUCCUGUUGCUCUUCCCUUCCAUAGAUCUCUCCUGGACCGAUGGCGUCUCUCCUGCAGUCCCGUCCCGUCUGCUCGGCCGUUCGCAAGCAGUCGACGGUUCUACCUACCUAUCUUCAAAAUGCUUCGCAGUCCAUUGCUUCUACUUCAAGGACAUGUAGCUCAUUCUCUACACUAUCUUCAUCCACUAGAUUGAUCAAUUCUCAACAUUCCCUCCGGUCCCUCCAACGCUUCAAUCCCCGCUCCGCAGCCCCUACACAGCAAUGCCGGACCUUCCUGGUACAACUAAAACGCCAGUCCCAGACCCUGAAAGAGAACGCCCCUUCGACAGCUACUUCCCUCCCAUCAUCGGCCAAUUUGCAACUCACAAAUCUUCCCUAUUUCAUUCGUCGCACUGCCUCGAACCAACUUCCAGUAUACCUGGUCACCAAAGCCGGUGGUACCAAGCAGCAGACCAAGAUACAGAAGACCGAAGGUGACCUGGAUGCGUUAAGGAACGACCUUGCACAGUAUCUGGGUCUUGAAUCCGGCGAGCCUCGCUCUCCCAAGAGCUCAGACAUCACAAUCAACCGCCUUAAUGGACACAUCGUUGUCAAGGGCUGGCGAAAGCCUGAGAUUCAGAAAUUCCUCUUGGAGCGUAAUUUUUAGAAGACGAAGAACCAAUAAAAGCCCUGGAUAUGAGUAAUUUGCACGUUCCUCUCCAUCUCCCUCCACUAUCCGCUCGAUCAUCGACUUCCUACCCAUUUUCCAGGCAAAAGUUUGAACCAGAGGGUUAUAUGUCGAAUCCACCGCAGGGCAUCCAGGAACUUAAGUCUGCCGAAAUCAAUAACACACAAGUGGAAAGUAGAAUGGAGAGAAUACAGGCAGCAAACACCUGAUUGAGAAGGUCUUUGCUGAUCAUCGGCUGAGGAUGGUCCCAUUUACUUUCUACUGCACCCCUUCUUCUUUUUCCUCUUAUCUAGCUUUUAUUUGCUCUGUAUUAUUUUCCGUGCUGGGUGUUCUGUCGCAUUUUCAGUUUUGUUCGUGUCGUCGGAAGUUCGGCUUGUAUUCUGGCAUGUUUCUGCCAUUUUCUCACGUCCUGAUCUCACCUCUCCAUCUGCUUCGUGCCACUCUUCUGUAUCUUUGUACAUUUCCAUGACUUCACGGUUGCUUUUGCGCUAAUCCUGUGGCUAAUGUCGACGAAUGGCUGGGUUCUCGUGGGCGGAGUACAGCAUGCGCAAACAGAAUAAUUAGGUCUAGGCAGUAAAUCUGAAUAUGUCUUGAUAGACGCUGGUCUGGCGCCUUGA